Molecule: messenger RNA, 420 nt
Organism: Didymella exigua CBS 183.55
Lineage: Eukaryota; Fungi; Ascomycota; Dothideomycetes; Pleosporales; Didymellaceae
Exons: 1
Coding region: 9-248 (79 amino acids)
Source: RefSeq, a predicted model, not a curated record
GAUCGCCAAUGCUCUCGGUCGCCAAUGCUCGCGGUCGCCAAUGCUCGCAGUCGCCAAUGCUCGCAGUCGCCAAUGCUCGCGGUCGCCAAUGCUCGCGGUCGCUAAUGCUCGCGGUCGCUAAUGCUCGCGGCCGCCAAUGCUCUCGAUUACCAAUGCUCUCGGUCGCCAAUGCUCUCGGUCGCCAAUGCCCUCAGUCGCCAAUGCCCUCAGUCGCCAAUGCCCUCAGUCGCCAAUGCUCUCAGCGAUGAAGCUGAACAAUAUCGGUGCUUCCGUACCGAUACGUACCAACGUCAUAUAGUCAAUCGUUCAAAAGUUGGAUGCAGAUAAGCCUUCAUGGGUAUAGAACGCUGGACGCCCAACCCAAGCUGCUUUCCAGGAAACCAAAGUGUACCAGCCCAAAAGCCACAUCGCAGAGAAUAG